Molecule: messenger RNA, 1007 nt
Organism: Leopardus geoffroyi (Geoffroy's cat)
Lineage: Eukaryota; Metazoa; Chordata; Mammalia; Carnivora; Felidae
Exons: 4
Coding region: 1-774 (257 amino acids)
Source: RefSeq, a predicted model, not a curated record
AUGGUGUCCCGGUUUCCUCCAGCCCUCAAGGCCUUCCAGGGUGUCUCUCAUCCCAGGGAACCCAACAUCAUCGUGUGCGGCCCCAUCCUGCCAGGGGCAGUCCAGAGUUCAGAUUUCUCCACCUCUGCCCUGGGUGGGGACGUGCCCAUUGGUCCCCGCCCCCCCGAACCCUGGGGCUGGCACAUAGUCAGUAGGCAUCCCUUCAGCCUGCCGAGGACAGCCAGUCCCCUCCGGCCGUCGGAGCUCCGGGGCCCUGGCGCCCAGAGCAACCAAGGCCCCCGGGGCCUCCUGCUGCGGGAAGCCCAGGCCACUCACCCAGGCCCCCCGCUCUCCCAUGGUAGUCGUCUUUCCUCCAGCCUGGCCUUCAGGGGCAAUACAGGCGCCCUGGGGUCAAAGACGGGUUGGAACCGGGCAGAAUCCCGCUUCCCCGCGGAGGCCUGGCUCCUGGCACCCUGGCCUCGCCCUACGGCGGCCCUGUCCCGGGUCCAGGGCUCCCUGGCCCCCGUGACCUGCCUCCGAGCGCCAGUGCAGUGCCCCGGCCACACGUGGCGCGCCGGCCUCGGGCGGCAGGGGGCGCGCCAGGCCUCCGAACAAGGGGCCAGUCAGGAGGCGUGUGGCGCGGCAGGGGGCGCACGGCUCCAACCAGCUCGCUUGGACUCGGAGUGCAGGGAGCCCACGGCGGCCAACGCUUUGCGCGGCCGAGGCGGCACGAUGACAUGGACAACAGGCAGUUUCCAUUUGGCUUGGCCGACCGCUGGGGUCCCAGGCACGUGACUGGUUCCAGCAACAGCCCGCUCCCGUGACCGGGUCUGCCCGCAUUCCUGCCCUGUGCCAGGUCUCUGGCUCCCCUGAACCGUGCCCGCGGGCCCGUCGGUAAGGCAGCACUCACCCCAUCAGCCUGCUCGGGCCAGCGGGGAACGUCCGGGCCAUCGGAGCUCGGGUGGGUCCACAACCGGCCUCAUCGCCCUCAGAGACGUGGCAGCCUCCCUGCCCCCAAGUCUUGCGGG